CCUCUGUUGCUUUAGCUGUUCAAAUUUUGGAUGGAACACCUUUACAUCCUGAUGGAAAGACCCCUAUGUCUGUCAGCCAAGCUAAAUUUGAGCAAAAAAGGGAUAAAUUUAUAGCCAAGCAAGUGGACAGCAGGAAGAAAAAGAAACUGAAGAAAUUUGAGGAUAGGAUGCUUAGCUGGGGUGGCCGUCAUGAUGCGAAGGUGACAAUUCCGGCAACUGUUGUCUUUCGUAACAUGUUCAUACCUGCAGAAACGAGGGCAGAUGAAAAUUUGAGUUCAGAACUGGAGGAAGAUGUUAAAGAGGAAUGCUCAAAGCUUGGUCCACUGGACUCAGUCAAGAUCCAUGCAAGUGAAGAUGAUGGAGUGGUUAAUCGUGCUUUGGUGCGGCGGGAUCUGGAUGAGGAUGCUGGAACAAUUCGGUUCUGAACUUGAAGCCAAAUGAUUUGCGCCGGAUGCUUGAAACCCGACUGGACUCUUUUGUUUUGUGAAAUUACUAGCUCUGCCUUUGUAUCAAAUGAAAUUCAGAUAUAGAUCAUGUAUCCAUGUUUGGGAUUUUCAAUCUUGGUUCCGUUGGCCACAUUUUCAGGGUUCCAGUCAAAGCUUAGAUGACAAACAAAAAGAUUCAAACAUG
Hibiscus syriacus is the source of this 630-nucleotide messenger RNA. RefSeq names its product HIV Tat-specific factor 1-like. Gene Ontology annotation, cellular component: U2-type spliceosomal complex; U2 snRNP. Gene Ontology annotation, molecular function: RNA binding. The record is from RefSeq and is a predicted model, not a curated record. The transcript has 5 exons. The coding region runs from base 66 to 425 and encodes 119 amino acids. NCBI's taxonomy places the organism in Eukaryota, Viridiplantae, Streptophyta, Magnoliopsida, Malvales, Malvaceae.